AUGGAAAGUAAUAAUAAAAUUGAUUCAUCCUUUAAAUCUAUUUUACAAUCAAAAAUUUUGAGAAAUUAUAUAUUUAGAUGGAUAAGAGUAAUCAAUAGGAAGGGUGAAGUCGAUUUAGAAUCGGAUUACGAACAGUUUGGGGAUUCCACGGAAAUUGGUAUUUACAGGUGGCCACAACUGAUCAACGAGCAUUUGGAUCAGCUAAUACGCUUUGGCUACGUAGAGGAAUUUAAAUUGGAGUUUACCAAACGCUUUCAAUCACUAGAUAAAAAACAAUACAACCGGUUGAUUGAUAUACUAUUUCAGAAGCGACGAUUGGAUCUCUUGGAAUUCAUGUUUGAUAUCUGUUUGAAAUUCAUGCCCUUCAAUGUCUAUGAGAUCAACGAUAUCUUCAAACUUGCAUCGAAUUUCACAACACCACCCGAUGUUUGUUUGACAACCAAUGCAAUGGAUCAAGCUGCUAGUAAAGGUCAGUUGGGUGUUGUUGUUUGGCUACACGAGAAUACCGAUCCAUCGCUUGAAGCUUGUACCACAAGCGCUAUGGAUAAUGCCGCGAUAGAAGGACACCUUGAAGUAGUAAAAUUUUUGCAUCACAACAGAACGGAAGGUUGCUCAGAGAAUGCUGUUGAUCUAUCAGCGAGUAAAGGCCACUUGGAUGUUGUGAAAUUUCUGAUUGAAAACAGAACUGAAGGAUCUUCAUCUUUUGCAAUUGAACUUGCCGCAGCCAAUGGUCACCUGGAAGUACUUAGAUACCUUCAUGCCAACUCCAUUUCUGGAUGCACCACAAACGCGCUAAACUUGGCUGCAAAGAAUGGAUAUUUUGAUUGUGUUCGCUUCCUAAGUGAAAAUAGAAGUGAAGGUUGCACACAACUUGCGAUGGACUAUUGUGCAUCCAAUGGAUUCUUUGAUAUUUUAAAAUAUUUACAUUUCAAUAGAACUGAAGGUUGCUCAGAGAAUGCAAUUGAUCGUGCAAGUGCAAAAGGCUACCUGGAGAUCGUUAGAUUUUUGAGAGAAAAUAGAACGGAGAUGUGUAGUUACCAUGCUAUUGAUGGUGCAGCUGGAAACGGACACCUAGACGUAUUGAAAUAUCUUCACGAACACACGAAUGCUGGAUGUAGUCAUCAAGCGAUGAACCAAGCAGCUUGCAAUGGCCAUUUCGAAACUGUAAAGUUUCUCCAUGAAAAUACAACCUUCCGUUGUGAUGUGCAGGCGAUGGACUUAGCCGCAUCGAGAGGUCGCCUUGAAAUCUUGAAAUUUCUUCAUCACAAUCGUAGUGAAGGUUGCUUGUAUACGGCAAUUGACGGUGCUGCAAACGGUGGACAUCUCGAUGUAGUGGUUUUCCUAUGUGAAAAUAGAACGGAAGGUUUCUCGAGGAAUGCGUUAGAAUCAGCGAAAAGACAUCAAUUCAAAUCAAUCUACCGAUAUCUGCAAUCAAAAACACAUUUACUUGUAAAUGAAAAUCGUAGUGGUGGUGUAACCAGACUAGAUUACACUUUAUCUAUUUUACUUAGUUUAAAUCAUUUAACUUUUUGUUUACAAAGUAUACCACCAGCACAGAGAAAUAAAGAAAGAAUAACAAUAUUUUAUAGUAAUAAUAAUAAUAUUAAUAAUAAAAAUAGUUUUAAAAUACGUUCGAAGUCAAGACAAGACAAGGCAAGAUAUUUUAAAUUAAUUUUGGGUGUUUAA
Heterostelium album PN500 is the source of this 1686-nucleotide messenger RNA. Its product is annotated as ankyrin repeat domain-containing protein. The transcript is spliced from 7 exons. The coding region runs from base 1 to 1686 and encodes 561 amino acids. The record is from RefSeq and is a predicted model, not a curated record. Lineage: Eukaryota; Evosea; Eumycetozoa; Acytosteliales; Acytosteliaceae. Gene Ontology annotation, molecular function: protein binding.